AUGGAAGCCGGAGAUUCCAAUGCGGGAACACCAUCGCCUACCACGCAAUCAGCCCUCACACUUGCGCCUAUACAUUUUGCUAUAUCCUACCAUCUAUCGCUGGAUAAUCUACGUUGCAUCCGUCGUCGAAUUAGAGACGAAGUCGAGAAGGCCCGUAUUAAAGACCUAUCUUACAAAGAUCAAUGUACCUCUGUCACAUCUACCAGCUAUAGGUGGUCUAAUGAGAUAUAUUUUUACCGAGGCACCUUUUUACAAAAGCAAAAAAUCAUCUGCUCUCUGCCUAAAGGAUACGAAAAUUCACCCGAACGCUUCGAUGCCUGCCCGCAUCAGAGUUUGUCCAUCUCUGCCCCGGAGUUUUUGAUAGAAAACAACCUGGACAAGGUACAGGAAUGCUUAAUUUACAAUCCACCACGCUGUUCUCGCCAUCUAACGGAGACAUGGAGCAAUACUCAAGGGCCUUAUGCCAAGAUAACUGCUUGCACGAUAUGCCACUUAGUUGCUGAGUGUUCUUUAAAGUUGCGGAAUCGCAAUUUUUAUAUAAAGUAUACUUGCUAUAAAGACCUUGGCCCGGGAACAGAUCUUCAUCAUCCUAAAUGGCUUGCUUCACUUACAGGCGCGGGCAACCCCCAUCUACAAGAAAACAAGCAUGAAAGGCUUUAUGCACAAUUUUGGCGUAGAGUUACUACUCGCCGAAACAAUAUGGAAUGA
Trichoderma harzianum CBS 226.95 is the source of this 708-nucleotide messenger RNA. RefSeq lists its product as hypothetical. The transcript has a single exon. Lineage: Eukaryota; Fungi; Ascomycota; Sordariomycetes; Hypocreales; Hypocreaceae. Bases 1 to 708 code for a protein of 235 amino acids. The record is from RefSeq and is a predicted model, not a curated record.